AUGAACAAUGAUGCGCCUACGCUCCAAGAGAUGAUCCAACUAACCCGUCAGGAACUUGUUACCCCGCAAAAGAAUGACCCCAUCCGCGAAUGUGGACGUGCUGCACUCGCGCUUCUUCCCAAGGAUCCUGAGCUCGGCUUGAAGCUUGCGUAUCAGAAACUGCACGAUGUUCCUUACAAAGAAGUGAAGACUUGUUGGCGAAGACUUUAUACAGAUGCGACUCUAUGGAAGGUGCUAAAGCGGGUAGAUGGCGGAACAGAGAAACAGCAGCAAGACACGACAGAGAGGAAUUGGACCGAUGAGGUUGUGAAAUCAUUAGAUAUGGCACUCAUACUUGCCGGUGCACCUGCUAGGGAAGAGCUGGUGGAACUAUGGUUUGCGGCAUUGAAGGCUGUUCUGGAUCUAGAGCGACAAGCAGCAGACGGUGCAAACUCAGAACGCCCCUCAAAGCGACAGAAGCUAUCAUUGCCUUGUCAAUCCUCGCCAAUCCCAGAAAGGUUUCCUGUAGAGCUCCUCAAUCCUGAACCAGUCCUUGCGUGUCCUUUGCCGAGAAUGAAAGAAGUCAGUCUAGAAGCUUUUCAAAGAAAAGUUGGCUCAACGGAAACCCACACGCCGUGUAUAAUCGAGGAUGCAAUACAACAUUGGCCUGCACUCAAUGAGAGGCCAUGGGCGAAUCCACAGUACUUACUGAGACAAACCCUCGGUGGAAGAAGAUUGGUACCAGUGGAGAUAGGCAAAAGCUACACUGCCGAAGGCUGGGGCCAACGCAUCAUCACGUUCCGCGAAUUCAUGGAGACUUAUAUGCUCCAUCAUGCGAUCCCAGCCAACCCAAACAACACUCCACAACCGCCACAAGACGAGACGGCAAAGUCCGCAGUAGGCUACCUCGCCCAGCACGAUCUCUUCGCCCAAAUCCCCUCUUUACGCCUCGAUAUCAGCAUCCCCGACUACUGCUACGCCGACCCCGCCCCAUCCCCUCACCUCACGCACAUCAAGCCCGUCGCCAAACUAGAAGAACCGCUACUCAACGCUUGGUUCGGCCCUGCCGGUACCGUCUCCCCCCUCCACACAGACCCCUACCACAACAUCCUCGCACAAGUAGUUGGAUACAAGUACGUGCGCCUUUACGCACCAGCGGAAACGCAGCGUCUGUAUCCAAGAAGCGUAGACGAAUCCGGUAUCGAUAUGAGCAAUACCAGUCAAAUCGACCUUGAUGAAGCUAUGGCCUUGUUUCCCACUUUAUCUUGCUUUGCGACGAGCCCUGUGGCCCCGGAUUCCGACGUCACGCUGCGUCAAGAGAGGAGGAGAGCGUUUCAAAACCUCUUCCCGCGCUUUGAAGAUGCCGGCUAUGUCGAGGCCGUUUUGGGGCCCGGCGAGUGCUUGUAUCUUCCCGUCGGGUGGUGGCAUUAUGUGCGGAGUCUUACGCCGAGUUUUAGCGUGAGUUUUUGGUUUAAUUGA
Messenger RNA from Bipolaris maydis ATCC 48331, 1458 nucleotides. The record is from RefSeq and is a predicted model, not a curated record. Lineage: Eukaryota; Fungi; Ascomycota; Dothideomycetes; Pleosporales; Pleosporaceae.